ACUCUUCUCCCUUGGAAGGACCCCAAGCCGGCGAAAAGAUGGCGGCGCCCUGUUGCCAGGUGGUGGCUGUGGAUUUCGAGCAAUGGUUGGAAAAGCGAUUGGAAGAGAUGGGGAUGGACCCGGCUGUGUACCCGGCGUACAUUCAAGGAGUUUUAAGGGAGGAGGAGAACCCCGAGGAAAGAGACGAGGCGCUUCUGGGGAUUUUGUCCGCCUUCCUGGAAGAAGAUUCCAUAGAGGAAGUGUGCCUUGAGAUUGUUACCAAAUGGAGUGAAGCACAGAAAGCUGCUGAGACACGAGAUAAACAGGAAGAUGAGGUCCAGGCUCUCACCAGCAUGAUAGAGAAGCAAGCGCAGAUUGUUGUAAAGACCAAGGAGGUGUCCUCAGAAGAACAGCAGAGAAAGGCCGCCCUCCUUGCUCAGUAUGCAAAUGUGACAGAUGGAGAGGAAUCAGAUGAAGAGGUGGAGAUGAGUUCUGCAGCAGCCAACUUCCUGCCUUCUGAUAAAUCACUAUUUAAAAACACCAACUUAGAAGAUGUGCUUAACGCCAAGAAAGUGGAACGUGAUGCCAUGCGUGAUGCUUCUCAAAAAAAGAAGGACCAAGACAAGCAACAGAGAGAAAAGGAUAAAGUGUCAAAACAAGAGCGAAAAGACAGGGAGAAAAAGCGCACACAGAAGGGGGAGCGCAAGCGAUAAGAUCACCUUUGAUUACCCUCUGGUGCUGGGACAACUAACAGGAGUGGGGGGGUUAUGUAGGGGCACACAUCAUAAAGUCAAAUUAUGGUCUUCUCCGAUUUGAGUUUUGCAGAGCAGUUUGUGCAAAAAAGCUGUGCACAUGUUGCAGUGCACUCUGCCUCAAGCCAGCAAAAAGUGCAAGCUGCUCUGUCAUGGGAAUAUUCCAUGUCUGUAACCUGUCUCUGAUUACUGGUAUUUUUGGAAAGGAAUUCAUGGACUCUCAUCCAUUUGGAAGUUUCUCAAGUUCAGGCAUAUGAUAAGGGGGUUGUUUUCCUUACACUCUGCAACCCAACUUCCUCCAGCACUGAUUAAAGUUUACAUAUUUGUAGAUUGGCGUCUGCAAUAAAUGCUGACUGAAAAACGUAUCUUUGUUUUGACAAA
Messenger RNA from Bombina bombina (fire-bellied toad), 1112 nucleotides. RefSeq names its product coiled-coil domain containing 43 (gene CCDC43). Lineage: Eukaryota; Metazoa; Chordata; Amphibia; Anura; Bombinatoridae. The transcript is spliced from 5 exons. The record is from RefSeq and is a predicted model, not a curated record. Bases 39 to 692 code for a protein of 217 amino acids.